This is a messenger RNA of Closterium sp. Naga37s-1, 309 nucleotides long. The record is from the annotation of a GenBank genome assembly. Lineage: Eukaryota; Viridiplantae; Streptophyta; Zygnematophyceae; Desmidiales; Closteriaceae.
AUGUCCCUCGGGGGGACCACAGGCGACAACACGCGCCUGCUUCGGAAGGCUCCAGAGGAGGAGGAGGAGGAGGAGGAGGAGGAGGAGGAGGAGGAGGAGGAGGAGGAGGAGGAGGAGGAGGAGGAGGAGGAGGAGGAGGAGGAGGAGGAGGAGGAGGAGGAGGCGAUGCAGGCGGAGGGCGUGCGGGAGGUGGCCGUGGCAACUGGCCUGGAGCCAAGGGAGACGGCUAGGCAUGCCUGGCGAGUGCCAGACCUGGGCGUAGAGCCUGUUGCUAGUGCUGCAGAGGAGGCGGUUACUGAGGGGGGUUAG